Messenger RNA from Centropristis striata (black sea bass), 8332 nucleotides. RefSeq names its product monoglyceride lipase (gene mgll). Gene Ontology annotation, molecular function: lipase activity. The record is from RefSeq and is a predicted model, not a curated record. The transcript has 8 exons. Gene Ontology annotation, cellular component: membrane. The coding region runs from base 65 to 1159 and encodes 364 amino acids. Lineage: Eukaryota; Metazoa; Chordata; Actinopteri; Perciformes; Serranidae.
UUUGUGUGUGCUACUAAAUCAGCUCAUUCUUUGUGUGCAGCGGACAGGUGUGCGCGUACUAGUGAUGUUAAAGGGACCCCGCCAAAUUCUGAUAUUUUUUUCCUCUUACCUGUCCUGUAGUGCAGUUUAUAUACAGUCAGAUCUAAACGACAAAAAAAAAGUUCCUAUACGUGAAACUGCUCGUAACAAGCCUCUGUGGACUAUCUCGAGUAACCAGCUCAUGGGUUCUGAAACCUCCAUGCCCGAGCCGGGAGCUGCUCCGCGGCGGAGCCCGCAGGGAGUCCCCUACACCGACCUGCAGCACAUCGUCAACGCCGACGGACUGCACCUGUUCUGCCGCUACUGGGAGCCCGCUGGCCCUCCAAGGGCUCUGGUGUUUAUCGUCCACGGGGCCGGGGAGCAUUCUGGGCCAUAUGAUGAGAUCGCACAGAGACUGAAGGAACUGUCCCUGCUAGUAUUUGCACAUGACCAUGUUGGCCAUGGUCAGAGUGAAGGAGAGAGGAUGAACAUCAAAGACUUCCAGAUUUACAUCAGAGACUCCCUGCAGCACAUUGACCUGAUGAAGUCGACCCACCCAGACCUGCCCAUCUUCAUCCUGGGUCACUCCAUGGGUGGUGCUAUCUCCAUCCUGACAGCCUGUGAGAGGCCCAGUGAUUUUGCCGGAGUGGUUCUGAUCGCUCCGAUGGUCCAGAUGAACCCGGAUUCUGCCACACCGUUUAAGGUUUUUCUGGCGAAGGUCCUGAACCACAUGCUGCCCAGCCUCACUCUGGGAUCCAUCGAGUCCAAGUGGGUCUCACGGGACCAGAAGCAGGUGGAGGCGUAUGACAAUGAUGAGCUGAACUUCCAUGGCGGCAUGCGGGUUUCGUUCGGUAUGCAGCUGAUGGGGGCGGCGGCGCGCAUUGAGAAGGAGAUCCCGAAAAUCAGCUGGCCCUUCAUGCUCCUGCACGGCGACGCCGACAAACUCUGCGACAUCCAAGGCUCCAAGAUGAUGUACGAGAACGCUCCAAGCUCAGACAAGAAAAUCAAGAUCUACGAUGGAGGCUACCACGCCCUUCACCACGACCUCCCAGAGGUGGCCGAGUCCGUGCUGAAGGAGGUUACCGGCUGGAUCACAGAGCGACUUCCCGCUGUGACAAUGCCAAAACCGCAGGGCUCCUAGAAUCGUGACUUUGACAACCAGCGCUCCAAGGCAACUGCCAAGCUCGUCCCAAGAGGCCUGCUCACUUUCCAGUCAGGCAUAACAAUACUACCACUACACUCUCUGCUCCAAGAAAUACAUUUGGGCACAUAGACUGACUUUAUUUUCUCAGUAUGAAACAUUUACUGACUUUAUCCUCUGGGCAUAUCAGUCAGUUACACUGAUUUAAAUUGGAUGAUGGGGUCAGAAACCACUUCUUAUUGUAGAUACCUUUCCCUGCGGAUAUAUGUGUCGCAUGCAUUUAUUUGCUUACUAUUUUAUUGUCUCUAUUAGACUUCACUGAGGUGCAGCUCACGUUAAUACAGUUUAAGCUACUACAGUAUGCUGGGGUUCCAAGUGCAAUAAUACGUUUUCUUCAUCAUUUAUACAAACAGGCUAAAUAUUUUUAUGAAGUAAUGGCAAAUUUAACGUAGUGCAUUAUUCAUCUGCACAGGCCGUUUGCUUUUUGCUCAUCCACCCUUCACACACAGGUCAGAGGUCAGGAUCAGCUGGAGGACAGCAGCUCUGGAGCUGCUCUGGGGUCAGUGACACUGCUUCACUGUCCUCACAGUGUCAGCAGAUGUUUAAAUAGGUUAUUACAAAUCGAAAGUGAGACUGUUGUUUUUUAGUGCUUGCUUGGAAGCAAUCUCAGGAGAAAAAAACAAUCAGAAAGCGCCAGGAUACUCUCUUCAAAUUAUUCUCAUCUUCCUUCUUGAUUGCAGUGUUUUACUAAUGACCUAAAACGCUGCUGUGACACUUACGGAGUGAAUCAGAAAUGUUUGCUGUAAGCACACGUGACUGAUUUUAUAACACAUCCUCUCUUCUCCUGACUUCCUCUGCAUGACCUUUUUCUUUGGCCCCAAGACAGAUGCUUGAAACUUGUACACUGCACAUGAAAUCCAUGUAAAUUCUGAGGUCUAGUUUUUAACCUAGUCCGAGUUACCAAUCAUAUAAAGUACUAUACUUCUUCCACUUCUAGUUGAGAGUGUAAGGACAUGAACGGAUGCAGAUUAACCAGGUGAAGCUGCUUUGUCUCUCUCUGCAGGUGGGAAUUAGGAAUUAGAGGAAGAGGGCAAAGUUCAAAAGCCCCCCCACCCCCCUCCAUGUGACCUUUGACCUUUAAGGUCACACUUGAUUUACCGUUAGGGUCAUUCUCUGCAGCUAUAACUUUAUUAGGCUCAGACUGCAGACUUAGGUCCAGCUGGAAAACGAAAGGGACCCGUCGCUCUGUCACUGUGGACAAAGAGGAAGUCUCCUGUGCACAAAGCAUCUGUCGUGUGGUGGACACUUUUAUCCAAAUGACCUUUAAGUAAUAUGGAUGUAUGCAUUUCUUGCAUGAGUGGUCACAGCGGGAAUCCAACCUUUCAGAACAAUGCAUUAGUCCUCCGUUUUUUGGGGAAAACAGGAUGUUCUCUAGAAUGGAUUCCAGACGAGGAGAGACAGACAGACAGUGGUCAUACUGAGAAUUAAACUUCUGGCUUCAAAAACACAACUAAAGACACCACAUUAAUAUUAAUUGUGAGUCGACUAAUACUAUAAUUUUUUUUUGGGAUUAAUCUAUUUAUAGGGCACAUCUAUAAAACUGAGUCUAUUCACAAAGAAUCAUGCAAAAGCACCACUUUAACCUUCUGUGGUUUGCUGUAUGUUGUGCCAUAUGUUUCUUGGAAAUUCAGCAUGAAAAAACCAUUAGAAAAGAAAGAAAGAAAAAUGCAAAAUCUAAAACCAAAACAUUCAAUUAGUCGACUUAUUGACUAAGAGAGGGGGACGUGGCCUAUAUAGUCCAUAUGUUUAUGUUUUCAAAUGGAAUUUCAUCCAAUUUAAAUACAUUUUAGCAGCUUUGAGGAACUUUAUAUGAUGAUAACUUCUACACAUGAUGGGGACUUUAAAGACGGAUUUCAGUAUUUGUCUAAGAUAGUUACUGAUUACGAUUAGGACAUAUGUGUGUAGAAAAGGCAACUUUUCCACUUUCAUGUCUCAUAAAAAAAUGUGAAAACUCAAAUUCAAAUAAUCAAAAAUAAUUUAAAAAAAAAAGAUGCCUUUUAGCUCGUAACAUGAAAAGCGUGCUUUUUAAAAAUCCUCUAAAUCGCAUCUACAGUAUGAGUGGCUAAAGCAGUGUUCAAGCUAACAUUUCCCCCUUUUUUUCUUAUUUUCCUAAAGUUUAAAAUUGUUGCUUCUCGAAGUGUUCACAGCAGUGUGCAGCAGUUAAAGUCAGCCCUGGCUUCAAGUAGGUUUUCAAAGAAACCAUAGCAAUAAUGUCACAGUAGCCUGUACUUUUGGUAGCCAUUAAUUAUAAGCUAGACAGACACACACUGAGUUCACCAUUUUAUAUUGUCAGGUAGACUGUAAUUAGCAGGUAUUGCUAUGCGUUAAGCUUUUUCCACCUGUUCAGUGAGCAUGAGAACAUUUCAGCAGCAAGUCAAGAGUUUUAAAGUGUAUCAAGCAUGGAGAGGGAUCAAACAUUUUGUAACACGUGUCUGAGUUUGUUGAAUUCAGUCGUCACAUAUAAAAAAAAUAUGUAAUGACACUUGACAGUGUCACCCAGCUUUUAGCUGUCUUUUCUUGAUUACCCAGAGUUCAAAAGGGCUCAUGCAGAGAGUGUAGGGGAAGCAUGAUGCAGUAUCCAUGGUGACUGUCACUCACAUGUAACCACGGGAGAAUUUUUUUCUCUCUUUUUUACAUGUGUAGUAACCACAGUGAUCACUACAAGACUGUUAGAAUGAGAUUAAUUUCUGUCUCUCUUCCUAUUUCCUCACCCUGUACCACCCUCUUUUGUAUUUUCUUUUUUUUUUAGUUGCUGUGGUGACAAAAUCUCUUUGUUCUGUCCAUCACAGAGCCCCUUGUUCUGCUGCUAACCCAAACAUCUUGUACUGUCAGCCACCCACACUGACCCUAGUGGUCAAUUAGCAGAACAGCAAACAAGUUACAUUUUCAUCCGUUUUUUCCUGGGCCUUUUGGUCAGAAAACUCCCACUUAUUUAGCAGGGGACACAUUAUUUAACCUGUCACUAACUCUGCUCAGCUUAAGACUGUUUUUUAAUCAACUAAAUGGCUUCAGGGAUACAAAAACUUGACUUUUCUGAAUCGGUAUGCAGGGUUUGAUUAGAAAUUGCUCGCCCCCUGACAUACCCUGCAGACACAUUCCAGCUUCGAUCUGUUUUGCUGUUUUUGUCUUUAUUUUGUCUGAUGUUUGCAGGCAGUUCUCUGAGCGUAAAGACACAGUUUUGCGUUGGAAAAUGACAGCUUAAUGAAUUGAGAUCAGCAGGAUAAGUAAGGCAAGGUGCCCUUAUAGUGUACAUUUUCUACACACAAAUCAAAGUGCUUUACAGAACGGAUUAGUUACAAAAUAAAUCAUAAGAUAGUAAAACAAUAAAAAGGAUGGAAAAAAGUAAACAAAUGGAUGUAAAUGCAUGAUUUCCUCAGUUUUCUCAGGCAUCAGAAGAUUUAAACCAGAUGGAAUAUCGGGUUACAUACAGACAUAGAUUGAGAUGUAAUGUAUUCAUUGGUCCCAGUGGGAGUCAGAUCCUUAACCUCAACCUCUUAUCACAAGCACUUCACACACAAUCUGCUCCUGAUUGAGCUUCAGCAGGCUCAGCACACACACAAAAGCUGCACAGUCCCAGUUGUAUUCAAACUGCUAAUAGCACACCUGCUGCACAAUGGAGUCAGGCUGGCAGGAUCCUAUGGAACAGUAUGAAAAGCUCUACCUGAUAGACUGCACGAGAGCAUAUUACUGAGAUGCAGAUGGAGUGAGAGGAGAGGAGAGGAAACGAGGAGAGGAGAGGAGAGGAGAGGAGAGAGAAAAAGAGAGGAGAGAAGCUGUCAGUAACCAUGGCAGCAUGUUAUGUUUUUUUUUUUCUUCAGUGAAAUCACCCGGUGAAAAAUGUGUUUUUGUUAAUGGUGCAGGAUGUACAGCCGACGUUGCUGCUCUUUCAGAGCCGCUUGUUCAUUUCGCUGCUCUGAGGAUUCCCUUUUGUGCGAGCAUCGAGAUAAGAGCGCAAACAAUUACCGUCAUCAGCUCGCAGUGAAUAAUAAGAGCUGCACACGCUCAAUGAAUUCAAAUCGAGCUGGUAUGCUGUUUGGACUGAGAAUCUUUUUUGCAAAGAAUUUUUUUUUUUAACUAAGGGUUAAGAUUUUUCCUUUUUUUUCUAGGGUGUUUGUGUAUUUUUGCCCCCAUCUAUUCAUUAUCUUGACUAAAAAGUGGUGAAUUAAGGUAUAUACCUGAACAUGAAGGAGGAUUCUACCACUUUUUCAAAAGAUUCCAUUAUCUUACUGGCAUGUAUAUUUAUACAAGCAUGAACUGAAUGCAGAUUUGCCAUAGUGAGAGACAGCCAUGUACAGAUGCAUUGCUCUGUUAAUACGUCGUUAUCCACUCGACUGUUAAUAUCUUUUUCUAUUUACGACAGAAUGUUAUGUAAGGGAGAGAAAAUAACAAAAGAAACCGCUGAUUCUAAUUGGGCUGCGGCUUUUCUGACAAAACGAUCGGCCUGCCAGUUUGUGAAUGGGGCCAUUGUUUGUUUUUUUAUCUGACUUUAUGACUGUUUCAAAGAAAAGAGCUGUUAUAUAUGAUGGAGGAGUAAGGGGACACAGGGCAGUCUUUCUGUGAUUUUAUGAGAUUAAAGUGCACUGGAAUUAUUUAGUGCAGUGUUUGCAUGAAUGGGGUCUAGCGUCAGUGCUCAAGUGGACAGCAAGAAUUGAUGAGGUCAGCUCCAAAAUGCUGUAAAUGCACGAAAAAUAAAUUCUACCUUGAGUUCAUCAUCAUCAUGUGCAUUGUGAAAUGACUGAUAUACAGUCAUGGAAAAUAUUAUUAGACCACCCUGGUUUUCUUCAAUUUCUUGUUCAUUUUAAUGCCUGGUACAUUUGCUUGGACAAAUAUAAUGAAAACAACAAAAAUAGCUCAUAAGAGUUUAAUUUAUGAGCUGAUAUCUAUAAUGAUUUUGGUUAUUAUCAAGAAAACCAUGGAAAAUGGCUAGAUAUCAGCUCUUAAAAACAUACAUUGAAGAAAACAAGGGCGAUCUAAUAUUUUUUUUCCAUGACUGUAGCAUUUAGGAGAUAAACCCUGAUUCAUGUCUUGUUGCUUUUAUCAACAGUGUGAUUCAUUCGAUUAAUUUCUCGUGGCCAGACUGCUUGAUUACUGACCAUAACUGUAAUACACUGUAUCAUAGCAUAGCAAUUAACACUUGAUGAAAAUACAAAAAUCAAGACCCCUGAUGUAUUUUACAAAUCUUUUAUUUAUCUUGUCGAGAGUAUUUAUAGGAAUUCAUUUUAUGUAUAGGCUAUAUAUCAUGACAAGGCACUUUUUAUACCAUAAACCAGUCAUAUUAUGUCAUUUUGACUGUUGAUGCUCAGCUACAUGAAAUAACCAUAACACUUUUUGAAAUGUAAACUGGUUCAAGGUUGUAUGUAUGUACAGUCAGGGAUCCAAAAACAAUGUAUGACAAUGAUUCUGAUAUGAUUUUGCUAGAGAGUAUUUUACUACUGUGUGUUGAAGUCUGUUUUGUGUUUAAAAACAAACUCUUUGUCACAGACUAUAAAUGUCGAAACCAUCUGAUAUUGAAAUGUUUUUGUUUUGUAACGAGCUUACAAGUGUGGGAAUAUCUUUUUCUUCCCAAAUUUGCCUUUCAGGAACUUAAUAUUCACUUUAAUCUUGAGGUAUCUCCUCUUAACAAAAAGCUUAAAUGACAUGAAUGUGAGAGGGACCUUCUGUUACAUCAAAAAUAAUGUAUCUGUAUAAUAUGCUUGAGGACUAAAUUGCAGGUGUCAGGUUUUCACAUAACAGGCAAAAUAAGCAUUCCCCACAAUUAAAGAGAUUUUUAUGGAAAUAUGUAUUGUCUGUCUAUUUUUAGAUUGUGGUCCAGUGUUUGUGCCUUAUUACCAUGACGAUUGUGUAUAUGACUGUGUGCGUUUGAGUCCAUGACUGUGUGUGUGUGUGUGUGUUUUGAUAUAGAUGAAGUGUUCAGAGCUGCGUAAAGCAGAUCAGCUUCUCUCUGGUUUUCUGGUUGUCACAUCUGCUUCUGUUUUGGUAAUUGUGUCUGUCUGCUUGUUUCCUCCCGUCUGUCUCUUUCUAUUUAUGUGUGUCUCGAUUUCUGUCCAAUCAGGGGUCUAAGCAAAUUUGGGUCAGAAAAAGAAAAGCUCAUAGAUACCUCCCAGUUCCUUUAAACAUAUGUUUUGUGUUAAUUAUUAAGAAACACAAAACUUUACAUUACAUAUGAUGCUUUUGUGUUCCUUUAAUGAUUGUAACAUUUGGAGUUUAUCUGUUUUUUCCCAUUGGUUUCUAACGGAAAACAGGAAGUAUGCAUAACAUGAUUAUCAUGUGAUGGACAUUUUCUGUUUUCCAGUUUUAAUAGUAUUAACACAAAGAUUUGUAACACAACAAGAACCAGAUGUGUUUUUACUGAGUCCAUGUAGACGGUCCUGUAUGGAAUGAUUUCAUUAUUUUUCCUUGUUGUUUGUUCAUGUUGAGAUACUGGAAGACUGUUGUUAAAAAAAAGACAAAACAUUUUAAACUUUGAGUGUUGAAUGAAAAUACACUAAUAGAUUAAAGUUUCUUUCUUUUUCUGGACCACCCUAAAAACGUUUUCUUUUUGUUUUUCAAGGUUGAAACUAUGAUUUAUAUUUAAUUUCAGCAAAAGCUGUACAAUAACAUAGCCCUAAAAUAGUCACAGUUGGCUUCUGUAUCUUUUGUAAUGAGAAAAGACUGCUACAUGUUUUUUUUUUAUCAUGGGAAAACAACAUUAAUCUAAUCCUAAUAUGAUCAUGCAAUGACAUUAAACAUGAAGUUGAAUGGGGUUUUUAAUAUAAGCAGCACAUCAUGGACCAAAUAACAUCAUUAUCAUUGAAGCAUCACAUUCUUGAGUCUUCCUUGUAAAGUAUGUGUUGUUUGUUCUAACAGUGUACUGAAUACUGGAUGACACUUUAUUUGAGUAGCCGAUGCUGAUAAUUUUUGUUUUUUUCUUCAUCUCUUUAUCCCCAAACUUGAACUCGGAUUUAUAUAGACAUUGCCAGUUCAUGAUAAGUUGAGUAUCAGCAUUAGACAACUGAAUUCAAGUGUGACAAAUGGCUGUAUAUAAAAUGUAAAAAUGGAAUAACUUCUGAACUACUUGUUACUAGAAUGUUCAUAUUGUGCAUACUCUCUUACAGAAUAAACUAAAUGACUGUU